This is a messenger RNA of Cladocopium goreaui, 3486 nucleotides long. NCBI's taxonomy places the organism in Eukaryota, Dinophyceae, Suessiales, Symbiodiniaceae. The record is from the annotation of a GenBank genome assembly.
AUGUUCCCCAAAGCUGGGAUCACAUUGACGGUCUCACUGCGCCAGAAAUGGAAAUUGAAUAUGUUCCUAGCGGUGGAACGAGGAGAAUCUGUACCACCAGAGGAGGUGGUACAAAGUUCAAUGCCUUUGGUUGUGACCAUGAAGAACUUGGACUCCCACUCAGGUGAAUCAAGCCUGUGGUCCAGCGAGGAGGAGGAGGUGCAGGUGAACCACUCGGCCAAGGUGCCCUACUUCAAGACGAAGCUGGACAUCCGGCCAGUGGUGGAUCACACGGCCUUUCAACAGGCAGCUUCACAGCAAGGCCCGUUUGCACGGAUAAAGAAGUUUCCGGACCUGGGGGUGUAUCAGCCUCAGCUGUUCAUCUCGGAUUUCUGGCUACUGGAGAAGGACUACCUUGAGUUGAAUGAGACUUCACAGAACAGGACGCUAAACCUGACUCUUUCCUACAGUGCUGUGAGCCUCUUUUCCUGGAGCAUCCAGGUGCAGAUGGCAGAACAAUGGAUGCAACAGAGCGAGUAUGGCCUUACAGACACUCAGCGUGAUUCGUUCAUGCUCAAGCGACUCUACCUGGACACCAACCCCUAUUUCCUGGCCUUCAGUGCCGCCUUCAUCAUCCUGCAUUCGGUCUUCUCCAUGCUGGCCUUCAAGAAUGACAUCCAGUUCUGGCGGCAAAACGAGUCGAUGAAGGGCCUAUCUGCACGCAGCAUGAUGGUAUCGUUUGUGAUGCAGCUUAUCACUGCAGUGUACUUGCUCAAUAGUCGAGAGACCUCACGGCUACUCCUCUUCGAGAUUGUGCUUGAUACGGGUUUGGCCUUCUGGAAGCUGCGCAAAGCUAUUAAGAUCGAAGUGGUAAAAGAAUUUCCCUUCAUCAGCUUUGGUGGCCAGAAAGGUUACGAAGAGGCAGGCACAGACAAGUACGACGAGGAAGCGUUGCGCUACAUGUAUGCGAUUGCUGUUCCGUUGUUCAUCGGCUUCACAAUACGUUCCAGCCUCUACGAGAAAGUGCGCCCCCCGCGUCUUUGUUGCAGGCUUCUGUAUGCAGGCACACCUCCGUCGCCCAACGGAGCUGAGGAAGUGGAGGUCGAGGCGCCGGAGGCAGCACGUUGGGCCUGGGCUGCUGCCCCGCGGCGGCCACGGGCCAGACGUCCACGACCCCGGCGCAGCUUCACACCCUCGACAGGGACGCCUGACACGGAGAGUCGACCGACCUCGAGUUCUUUUGGCGGUACCUGGCCUGAUUUGGCGGACGAGGAAGAGGACGACUUUGCAGAUGACCCAGACCCGGUACCAGAGGCAAGAUGGCUUGAGCAGGGCAAUGCAGUUGGGGCAUGUUGGGGCCAGAAGUUCCUCAAUCGAAUGGUCAUGAAGAAGCCCAGCAGGGUCACGAAGAGCAUCACCAAAACCAAGAGUCAGGCAAGUGGCAGCCAAAGCUCCAAAGCAAGGCAAGAAGCCGGAUCCACGGUAGUGAGUAUCAACAGAGCUCCCGUGCUUACUCUGUGGAUUACUGUGUGCAUGCGGCAACUGGGUCACAAAGAGGAGCUGGCUCUCACUGCUGCCAAGGCAGUCACAGCCCUGUGCGCCCGAGCAAAAGGAAGAAGCCUUGGCAUCAUUCCAUCAUCUCCCAAGAGGACCAAGGCUUCUACCCCGAAGGAGAACGAUACCGUUCGGAUUGCGGGGAUGAACAUUCCAGUCGCAAAAGCAUCUCACGAGGGGCUCAGAGCCACCAAUCGUGGUGAGCCCAUGGAUCCUCAACAGGUGCAGAAGUAUUUGACUUCCUCCUUUAAAGAGAAUCUUCAGGCCACUCGAAGUGCCAUGGAGGUUGCCGCGCGUCGGCGUACUUCGCAGGUCUUGAGAAGUGACUGCCUCUCAAUCUACGAGAAGUUCCGGCCCGAGUGGAAAGGCUGGGGAGUGAAGGGCGAGCUCAGUUUAAAAGCGGUCCGAGCGCGUCAAAAGAGCAACAACUCCAUGGAGGCCUUGCGUCUCAACUUGGCACAGUCGGGCCAUGCUUGGCCAGUGGGGUGUGCCGUGGAGGUGUUGUUGCCUCCUGGAGUGUUGCUCUCCCGCUGGUCUUGUCAGUCUGGACGCUUGGUGAACUACGAUCCUGAUGCCAAUUGCCUCGAGGUAUGCUUCACAGAUGGAUCCACCCAUACCGUCCCAGUGAAUCGAGCUCGAAGGCUUCCAAUGGGUAGCCCCACUGGCAACGGCCUCUUAGCUGAAGAUAGAACGACCGACGUGACCGAAGCCAUUCGGAUGCACGAGUCCAUCAGCCCAGAGCGCUGGUGUGUGACGUACAGGGAUCUUCGAUAUUUAUGGCAAGAAGUGGCAGAAGCCAUCCGACAAGGCGAAAUUGUGCCAGAUGAAUCGGCUUCUGAAACCAGCGAAGCGAUUGACUACGGUCCCAGCAUUUACACUGUGAAUGAGCAGUACAUAAAACCCAUCACUGCUGCAGCGGGCAAGAUGAGUUGGGCAUUGAUGAUGCAUCCCUUGGGUUUAGACUGCGAUUUGUUUGUGAGCCAUGCAUGGCAGGAGGGCAUUUUCGAGUUUCUGUCCAAAUUGUCUGCAUGCUGGCCCUAUUCUGCUCGGAAUGCAUGGUGUUGCAUGUUGGCAAACCCGCAGAACCUGAACAUUGGCUCAAUGUUGCAGUGUCCAAGGACAUCUCCAUUUGCGCUUGCGUUGCAGGCAUCGCGCCACAUGCUCGUUGUGCCAAAUCAUUGCAAAAGUUUAUACACGAGGCUUUGGUGUGGCUAUGAAGCUCAUGUGGCAUCGGAGCAAGGAAAAGUGGUUCAACUUGCCACUCCUCCCCGGAUACACUACAUCUAUCGAAGUCUUUUGAUCGCCACAGGGCCUAUCCUUCUGGGAUUAUCCGUCGGCAUCUUGCUUUGUUACCAUCAAGUGGACCUCCGACGUGAACUUGUCAUCUUGGAGUGCUGCGCAGCGGUCGUCAGCGUCACCACCAGCAACACACUGUGCCAAGUUGCGAAUCAUUGCGGCCUUCUGGUGGCCGCGUGCUUGAUGUCUUUGUGGCUUUCACUAAAGCCAACGACCUGCCCGGAUCCUGAAUCUACCCGAACAUGCUUUUUGUAUUCAGCUAUUUUUCAAGCUGACCUUGUAUGGCUUUGCGCUACUUUGAUUUUCUUCUUGAUUGCCGAGCUGGAUCGAAAGAAAGGCAUCGACUUGCUGCAGGCGGCCCAGCAACUUUCAGCAGGCUACCAAGGAUCUAUUUACUUUGCAUCUUGCUCUGAUGAGACAGACAAGGAACACAUUUGGGCCGAGAUUGAUGACAAGGUUCAGGACGUUGACAGCUCCAUCAAUGUCUUAAUGUCUGCUGGGAUGUCAUCUCCGGCCCUGCGGAAUGUCGCUGCGGCGGGGGUCAACAUCGAAUAUGCUGGCCACGUGGAGUAUGCGCUUCCUUCAGUCUUCUUGAGGCCUCAGUUGCGUGGCAAUGACUUGGGAUCAGGAAGGGAGAAUCCCUACAAAACGGAAUAG